This is a messenger RNA of Ipomoea nil (Japanese morning glory), 2099 nucleotides long. RefSeq names its product solute carrier family 25 member 44-like. The transcript is spliced from 2 exons. NCBI's taxonomy places the organism in Eukaryota, Viridiplantae, Streptophyta, Magnoliopsida, Solanales, Convolvulaceae. The record is from RefSeq and is a predicted model, not a curated record. The coding region runs from base 441 to 1598 and encodes 385 amino acids.
GUUCAUUACCGCCACCCUAACCUCCGCCACCAUUUUCUAACUGUUUCUACUGACUCUCUCUCUCUCUCUAUAUAUAUAAAUACAUGUAUGUAUGUACGAGGAGGUGGUUGAGAGAUGGAAAUAUUAGCUGAAAUACUAUCGGAGAGAGAAGGUCUGUAGUUUAGAUAAUUCCGGCGAGAUCCGAUCAUUCCGGCGAGCUUCCAGAAUCGCUGUCCCGAGGUGCGCGGCUCUAUGUUACAGCGAUGGUCUUUUCUCGGGUUAUAACAAUCGAGAAAUGCUACAUUCCUUUGCUGUUACUCACUUUAGAUCCAAAAUAUGGCUUCGCAAGCGCAAAAAACCUCAGGCUUCUUCGGAUAAUCCGUAAGUUAAAGGUAUAGCGCGGUGGAAUCUGUUGUGUACAGUUUCUGAUUUAGGUUUUUAGUGAUUGAACGUAUAGAUAUAUGCAUAGAGAUGAAAGUGAGGUUAGGAAAGGAGGAUUGAAUGAUUUGAAGGUGGGGAAUGAGAAGAUGGAGCAGUUAGAGGAAGUUGAGGGGGUGAGAUUGAGCGAGGCGGAAGAGGAUGAUGAGUCUUCUCAGGAAAUUCGAUUGCCGGCGGAUAUAGAAUGGCAAAUGCUUGAUAAAUCCAAGUUUUUCUUCCUGGGUGCGGCCUUAUUUUCGGGUGUUUCCGCGGCUCUUUACCCUGUUGUGGUGUUGAAAACCAGGCAGCAAGUGGCUGAGUCUCGGCUUUCCUCUAUAGCAACUGCGCUCUCUGUGUUGAGGCAUGAGGGCAUUCGCGGGUUGUAUAGAGGAUUUGGGACUUCCUUAAUGGGUACAAUUCCUGCUAGAGCGCUUUACAUGGCUUCUCUUGAGGUUACCAAGAGCAAUGUUGGGAUUGUCACCAUUAAGCUUGGCUUCCCGGAGGCAACAGCAGCUGCUAUAGCCAAUGCAGCUGCUGGGUUGAGUGCUGCCAUGGCUGCACAGCUAGUUUGGACCCCGAUUGAUGUGGUGAGCCAGCGGCUCAUGGUGCAGGGUACUUGUGCUCAUGGCACAUCAUCGUCUUCCUUGAAAUAUCAUAAUGGGAUUGAUGCUUUUAGGAAAAUUCUUAGCACGGAUGGGCCGAGGGGAUUGUAUAGAGGAUUUGGGAUUUCGAUUUUGACUUAUGCACCUUCUAAUGCGGUUUGGUGGGCAUCUUACUCCAUUGCCCAGAGACUUGUUUGGAGUAGUUAUGCUUAUGGUUAUUACAUUUUCAAGAAAUAUGAUGAGGAUGAGAGGGUUGUAACUAGUAUGGACCCUCUCAUACCUGAUUCCAAAACUGUAAUGGUGGUACAGGGGCUCAGUGCAGCCAUUGCUGGUGGCAUAUCAGCUUUGAUUACAAUGCCUCUAGAUACAAUUAAGACAAGACUACAGGUUCUUGAGAGUGAUGACAAUGGCCGGAAGGGUCCAACUGUUGUGCAAACAGUCAGGAAUUUGGUCAGGGAGGGUGGAUGGGCGGCUUGUUACAGAGGCUUAGGCCCCCGCUGGGCUUCAAUGUCCCUGUCUGCUACCACCAUGAUCACCACAUACGAAUUCUUGAAAAGGCUUUCCACAAAGAAUCAAGAUUGCUGGACUGCAGCACAAUGAUCAUAGAGAUGAUCAAAAGCUCAAUCCUUGUGGUGAUAUCAAGAAAAGGUCUCUUUCACCAUCAACUUGUGUGCAAUUGGCCAAUUAAGUCUAAAAGGAGUAGCUUUCAAUCAGCAAUUGGAUAAAUGGGUUUGGUAGGGUACUGGUAUUGAUUGACUUGUAUGCCCAGUUGGAUUAAUGAAUUGAAUUCAGCCAAUCAUAGAAGAUAAUUCUUGAAUCCAACUGAUAGCUAUGGUGAUAUUAACAUGUUGCUGUGCAAUGAGAUUUGGUUUAUGUACAAGGCAAGCAUAUACUUUAGCUCAACUAUGGCAAAGGCCCUGGGAUUAUCAACCACUUCAACAGAUAUUUUGAGAGCAAGGAAUACAAAAGUAUCUUUGAAUGCAUUGUAUAUAUGGGUAGGUAUCUGUUCUUAUAUUCCUGUCCUCUAACAUUGUAGACAGAAUUGAUUUGCAUAAUAAAUGAAUCACAUGCAUACUUGCCUACCCAAGAACUUCUCUUUGA